CUUGCAGCUGGGGUCUCUGCACCCCAGGCAGGACAAAGUGCAGGACUUGGCGUACUGCAGGGAGGAGGCUAACAUGAAAACAACUUGCGGAGCAAUGAGGGAGAAGGAGGGGCCAAGGCAAUCUGCGCCCCCCGCCCCCCCCUGCACUUGUACUGAGCAGGUCCUGCACCCCUGACUGGGGGGACAGUCUUUGGACGUCUCAGCUGGAGAGGGCAGGGGGUACAUGAACACAGUGCAGUGAUGUCAGCGUGGUGCCCCCACCAUGGGCAAUGCGCAAGAGCGGCCCUCAGAAACGAUCGAUCGCGAGCGGAAACGCCUGGUGGAGACGCUGCAGGCCGACUCCGGGCUGCUGCUGGAUGCACUGUUGGCGCGGGGCGUGCUCACCGGGCCCGAGUACGAGGCGCUGGACGCGCUGCCGGAUGCCGAGCGCAGGGUGCGCCGCCUGCUGCUGCUGGUGCAGAGCAAGGGCGAGGCCGCCUGCCAGGAGCUGCUGCAUUGCGCCCAGCGGACCACGCGGGCGCCCGACCCCGCCUGGGACUGGCAGCACGUGGGCACCGGCUACCGGGAACGCAGCUACGACACUCCAUGCCCUGGCCACUGGACACCCGAGGCACCUGGCUUGAGGACCACUUGCCCCGAACUGCCCAGAGCUUCAGAAUGCGACGAGGCUGGGGUUCCCGGGGGCUCUGAGGCAGUGCAAUCCGGAACGCCCGGGGAACUCAAUCCGGAACUGGAAGCUGGGGCCUCUGAUGAGGCUGGGCAGGAUUUGGAACCAGAACCAGAGGCAGAGGCAGAGGCAGAACCAGAACCUGAACUGGAGCCAGAUCCCGAACCCGAGCCAGAGGCUGAGGCGGGUGACGAGGCGGAUGAUGAGUCUGAAGAUUCCUGAAUGCCUGAGCACUGACAGGCCGCCCCUGCCCAAGCCGGAUAGGACCUGGGAUCCUGCCCUGGCAUUGGGGGUGGGGGGUGGGGGGUGCCACCAAGUCUCCAUCUGACCCGGUACCACUAGAAGUGAAUAAACUCCGGAGGGUCAGCCUGG
This is a messenger RNA of Callorhinus ursinus (northern fur seal), 1039 nucleotides long. The record is from RefSeq and is a predicted model, not a curated record. NCBI's taxonomy places the organism in Eukaryota, Metazoa, Chordata, Mammalia, Carnivora, Otariidae.